Messenger RNA from Phytophthora infestans T30-4, 765 nucleotides. RefSeq lists its product as uncharacterized. The transcript has a single exon. The coding region runs from base 1 to 765 and encodes 254 amino acids. The record is from RefSeq and is a predicted model, not a curated record. Lineage: Eukaryota; Oomycota; Peronosporomycetes; Peronosporales; Peronosporaceae.
AUGCGCGUGCUGCAUCUCGUGUUGGCCGUUGCGGUCGCUUUUGUGGCUAUCAACGACGGUGUCUCGACCGCUGCCAAGACCGCGUUGAGGUCGGAUUCAACCGAUUUCAAUUUUUUCGGAGACGACGUAGCAAGUGAUGAUACGGUUUCGGAGGAAAGGAGAACAAGUGGGGGUGGACGUGGUGGCCGCGGAGGUGGUGGGGGUGGUGGCGGUGGCGGUGGUCGUUCAAGAGGAGUAGGAAGAAGAGCGCGUCGACGAGCACGUGGAGCACAUGAAGAAGAAGGAGAGGAAUAUGUCGAUAUGCCUCCUGGCACUUACCUCGGUCCGUUAUUCGGUGGCCCCCACGGCGAUGACUUCACCGACGCGGACGUGGUGAAGUCUGGACAAAAAGUGAAGUCCAUCAAUAUCCGCGCUUCGGAACGCGUUGAUGCCGUCAUGCUCACCGUCGUGAGUCCAACGGGGGAGGAGAAUACCUUGUAUCAUGGCGGUGAUGGUGGUGACCUACGAACCCCGUUAGACUUAGGUGAAGGUGAAUACAUCACUGUCAUGGAGGCACACUGGGGCAAACAUGAAGGACACACGCGAAUCAAGUACAUCAAGUUCACCACCAACAAGGGGAGAUUCAUCGAAGGCGGUUCCAAGACGGGCAAUAUUGGAACGGACACUGCAAGGGAGGGCUACCAGCUGGGCGGAUUUGAUGGUAGAAGCGGCGACGAGCUUGAUAUGGUCAGUGCCAUCUGGACAAGCAUUCAGCCGGUGGUGUAA